AUGCCCGUCAACAGGCAUCAAAAGGUCGGUAUCUUUCCUGCAGCGGGAGGGAUCGGGGGAGGCACCGUGAAGCACAUUCUCAAACGGCUUUCCCCGGAGGAUCUCAUUCUCAUAGCUCGCCAUCCUGAGAAGCUUGCGGCCGCCAAAGACCUCGGAGCAGAGGUCCGCCAGGCAGACUUUGACGAUGACACCGCGAUUCAGACAUCCUUCCGCGGCAUCGAUAUCCUGUUCCUGAUUUCGUAUGCUUCCGUGGAGCACGAGUACAGAACCGAGCGGCAUAAGGUUGCCGUCGACGCGGCGAUCGAGAAUGGAGUCAAAUACAUAUUCUACGGAUCUCUUGGCUUUGCCGGAUCGAGCGACAAUAAGACCAGCGUAGCCCACGUCAUGCAACCGCACCUCGAUACCGAAAAGUACCUGGAAGAUUGUCGAAAGGCGCACCCCGGAUUCGACUACACGAUCAUCCGCGAAGGACUGUAUACGGAAUCGUACCCCCUUUACACAGCCUUCUUCGACCCCACGAAUCCGAGUCGCGAGAUCAAGAUACCUCACGACGGCUCGGGCCCCGGAGUCGCCUGGGUAAAGCGAGAGGAACUCGGCGAGGGCACCGCAGAGCUCAUCUCUCGAUUCGUGAGAAAGCCAGAGGAGUUCCCUUAUCGCGGAAAGACUGUGCGUCUCACGGGGAACAAGACUCUGAGCUUGUCGGAAACGGUCAAGAUCCUCGGCGAGAUCGCCAACGCGCCGGUCCGGAUCACGGAGGUGUCGGUCGACGAGUUUGCGACUCUGUCCCGCGUCCCGCCGGGCUUUACGUAUCGUGGGUUCGACUUCAAGGUAUGGGCGACGGCGUUUGAAGCGUUUCGCAGGGGCGAGGCGGCGGACGCGUCUCCGUUGCUGAAGGAGCUGUUGGGGAGAGAGCCGGAGGAUUUCAAAACGACUGUUCAGAACUCGAUUUGA
Molecule: messenger RNA, 951 nt
Organism: Colletotrichum karsti
Lineage: Eukaryota; Fungi; Ascomycota; Sordariomycetes; Glomerellales; Glomerellaceae
Product: NmrA-like family protein
Exons: 2
Coding region: 1-951 (316 amino acids)
Source: RefSeq, a predicted model, not a curated record